Molecule: messenger RNA, 1512 nt
Organism: Diversispora eburnea
Lineage: Eukaryota; Fungi; Glomeromycota; Glomeromycetes; Diversisporales; Diversisporaceae
Source: the annotation of a GenBank genome assembly
AUGUUCAAUAAAUCACAAAUAACCUCUAAUUUACCGCAUUAUUAUAGACGCCGUUUCCUUAGUCGUAGAAAUAAUUUAAUUAGACUUACUCUGGUCGCUUUAUUACUUUUAUCUUUAUAUUUCACGAUAUUAAAACCUUGGGUCAAAUGGAGGGAUUCUAGAAUAAUAUCAAAAAUAGAUUCUUCAACAAAAAAUGAUGCAUCAAAAACUGAUGCAAGUUGGAAAAUAAAUUUGAAUGAAACAAUCAAUAGUAGAUUUAGUGUAUUUAAUAAAGAACAAUUCACUGUUGAGGCAUUAAAAACAAAUGGGUUGAUCCCAGUGACAGCAGUUCUAAUAGGUUGGAAGAGAAAGGAGAGUUUACAAAUUGUAGUAAAUUUUAUAUCAAAAUAUCCAUUUAUAAAAGAAAUUUUAAUAUGGAAUAACAAUGAUAAGAUAAGAUUGCACAAACAGGAUUUUCGACUUAAUAAUACAGAAGUCAAAUUGAAUAUAUUUAAUUCAGAUGAGAAUCUUCAUGAUCUAUCAAAAUAUAUUACAUGUACAAUGGCGAAAUAUGAUUAUUGUUAUUUUCAAGAUGACGAUUGGUUGAAUUUAUAUAUGGAUAGUAUUUAUACCAAUUUUUUAAAGUAUCCAAAUUUAAUUCAUUCAAAUACAAUGCCAAUUAUUCAUUUAGAACAUCGAAGAUGGAUGUUUGCUAGUAAUGAUAAAAAUCUUCAUACAGGAUUUACUUGGUUGGGUUGUGGAUCUUUUAUUCCACGUAUCAAAGUACAAAGAUUUUUAGGACAAAUUGGUUCAGCUUCUUUAGAGAAAGAACGUUUACGCCUGGUAGACAUGUAUUUUUCUUUAUGGACCAAUCAAUAUCCUUAUCAACUUUCAAAUCCUUUAACCACAUUGGAUCAAAGUGAAGAUUGGAGUAAAAGUGCAGAUCAGUGGACACUUGAUGCCGUUCAAAAGUUAUAUACAGCAUUGGCUGUUAAUACUGGAUCUGAACUAUUUGAACGUCAAGAAGAAAAUCCACAUUAUUUAGAUCGGGAUGUUAGUAUAUGUUAUGCCAACAAUAUUACUCAUAUUCAUGAACACGAAGCCGAAUUUAAUGCAUUGGAUUUUCCCAGUAAUGAAUUUUGGAUUAAACAUGCAUAUCAUAAGGCCGUAGAUUUUGAUUUGAGUACUUGUUGGAAUUCUUUUAAAAAACCUAAAGUAGACGACUAUUUUGGACUACAAUUUGUCGAACCACAAAAUUCUCAUAAAAUUACGAUUGUAUCAUCGAAGGAUAGAAUUUGUGAUAAAAUUUCAUCAUCCGAGAAAAUGAAAGACAUAAAUUCAUCAAUUAUUCCACCCAAUCAUUCUAUUACAAUAAAUUUUAAUUGUGAAAUUAAGAAUGAAAAUUUGGAAAAUCCGGAGAAUCUUGAAGCUCUUGAAAAUAUGGAAUAUCGUUAUAUAAAAUUUCAAAUAGUAAGAAAUUUCACUGAACCUUUUGAAAUAUGUUCUUUAAUACUAGAUGGAUUAAGUGUAUAA